UAUGACAAAUCAAACAGAAAACAAUGUUUUUUGUGUACAUAAUAAAAUGUGAUAGGAAUAAAACUAAAAGUUAAACCCUUUUAGCAUUAUUUGUGUGUUUUACCCUACGAUAUGAAAUAUUUGUGAUAGAACAAUUGGGAUAAUGGCCGCCCGCCGCGUCCCCCUGAUCAUUGUUACUUUCUUGAUGUAUAUGAUUUAAAUUAUUGUUAAUAUCAUAAUGAGAUUUUAAUUAAUGCGUAACCAAAUGUGGGGAUGAAUUCAGAACAUCAAAAUAACCUCCCAAGUGGAGGGCAGCCGUCUUGUUCGUCGGCUGAGGAGACAAUACGUGUUUUACCACCAAAUUCAACUGCAAUAACUAGUGCUACAGAUUUACGAUUAAAUCCUUCAGCUGUCAAUGCAGUUACAUUGUCAAGUGUUGCAAAAUAUUUGGUUUUUACGAAUUUAUUUCCUGGUCCAGUCCCUCAGCUUUCUGUGUACGGAUUACCUACAAAUAGUAGGCUUGAUAAUGGAAAAACAGGACAGGAUAAUGUGGGCUUAUCUGCUAACGAUGCCGCAUUACUUCUGCAAACAAAUGUUUCUAGUGCCAUACCUGUAUCACAAUCUAUGCCUGCAAUACAUGUCUCAUCUAAUUCUACUAACUUAAAUAACCAGCAUCACAUGAAUACACAGCAACAUGCACAACAAGUGCAGCACAAUGAGAAUCUUCAAAUUCAAAAUAAUCAUCAACCUACAAGUUUGAAUUCGAUUUCUGUAUCCAAUGCGUCUAUUGUUAGUAGUGUUAAUUCACAACAAAAUAAUAUGAGAUCCAUUAUGAAUAAUAAUCAGUUGGGUACCUCUGUUAACCACAAUCAAGGGAUUGAGGAUCAACAACGUAAUGGUAUGGUAAUAUUAAAUUCUGCUCAAUCUGAACAAAGUCGAAUUAAGAAUUAUCAAACUCAGUUAACUAUACAACAACUGCAACAACUCCAGGUUCAGCAAGCAAUGCAAGAUGUGAUGAAUGAGAAUAAUCAAAAUAAUCAAUCAAUAUCUGAUAUCAAAGAUGAGAAAGUAACCAACUCCCCAGUUGCAAACUGUCCAAAAACAUCUAACUCGAAUAUUGAUAUUAAACCAGCAGCUUUUAAUAUGGAUAUGAAAAACAACCACAUGAUGGAUGUGCGCACUGUUGAUGGUUCUAUUCUUAAAAUAUCUGCGGGUGUUCAGGAACAAGAUCUUGCAAAAAAUUUGGGUGUUGAAGUCGUUCAAAAUAUGUACAAAGUAAAUGUUGAUGAAAUUAAUCAACUUCUUGCUUAUCAUGAAGUUUUUGGUAAAUUACAAAGUGAUCCUGGUCAAAUAACACCUAAACUUAUAGAGGCAGAAGAGCAACAAGGAACUAGUACUAAUAGUGCGGUGGCCAAUGAAACUACCAGUCCAUCAGCACCAGUUGUUGCUGGUUCUCAUACUUGUGAUGUAUGUGGAAAAAUAUUUCCUUUCCGUUAUCAACUGAUUGUUCAUAGGCGUUAUCAUACAGAGCGAAAGCCUUUUACAUGUCAAGUCUGUGGCCAAGCAUUUACUUCUAGUGCUGAUUUAACAAGGCAUGGCAAAUGCCAUUUGGGGGGAUCCAUGUUUACAUGUAAUGUUUGUUUUCAUGUAUUUGCUAAUGCUCAGAGUUUAGAGCGGCACAUGAAACGACACUCAACUGACAAGCCUUAUGUUUGUACAACAUGCCAAAAAUGUUUUGCCAGAAAAGAGCACUUAGAUAAUCACACCAGAAGUCAUACUGGGGAAACUCCUUUUCGUUGUCAAUAUUGUGCAAAGACAUUUACUCGAAAGGAACAUAUGGUAAAUCAUGUUCGAAUUCACACCGGAGAGACCCCACAUAGAUGCGACAUUUGCAAAAAAUCGUUUACAAGAAAAGAACAUUUCAUGAAUCAUGUCAUGUGGCAUACAGGUGAAACUCCCCAUCAUUGUGAAGUCUGUGGUAAAAAGUACACAAGAAAAGAACAUUUGGCAAACCACAUGCGAUCUCAUACCAAUGACACCCCAUUUCGAUGCGAGAUUUGUAAUAAAGCUUUUACUAGAAAAGAGCAUUUUACAAAUCAUAUAAUGUGGCACACAGGUGAAACACCUCAUCGAUGUGAUUUCUGUUCAAAGACAUUUACAAGAAAAGAGCAUUUGCUUAAUCAUGUGAGGCAACAUACUGGAGAAUCUCCACAUAGGUGUACUUACUGUUCAAAAUCAUUUACUCGCAAAGAGCAUUUGACAAACCAUGUACGAAUGCAUACAGGGGAAACGCCAUUCAGAUGCAGUCAUUGCUCGAAAACUUUUACGCGUAAAGAACAUUUGGUAAAUCAUGUACGACAGCACACUGGCGAAACACCAUUCAGAUGUGGCUACUGUGGUAAAUCAUUUACUAGGAAAGAGCACCUUGUAAACCAUGUACGACAGCAUACAGGAGAAACCCCUUUUCGAUGCACCUAUUGUCCAAAAGCUUUUACUAGGAAAGAUCAUUUAGUAAAUCAUGUUCGGCAACAUACUGGUGAAUCUCCACACAAGUGUACAUACUGUCCCAAGUCAUUCACCAGGAAGGAACAUUUAACAAAUCAUAUACGUCUACAUACAGGCGAAAGCCCACACAGUUGCCAGUUUUGUUCAAAAUCCUUUACAAGAAAGGAGCACCUAACAAACCAUGUACGAAUUCAUACAGGAGAAUCUCCUCAUCGUUGUGAGUUUUGUCAAAAGACUUUUACUCGAAAGGAACAUUUGACAAAUCAUCUUAAACAGCAUACUGGAGAGACUCCCCAUUGUUGUAAUGUUUGCAGCAAGCCGUUUACUAGGAAGGAACACCUCAUUGCACACAUGAGAAGGUCCCAUACUGGUGAUCGGCCUUUUGCUUGUGAAGAAUGUGGCAAAUCCUUUCCUCUCAAAGGAAAUUUGUUGUUCCAUCAACGCUCUCAUAACAAAGGACCAAAUGCUGAAAGGCCAUUCCGUUGUGAUCUUUGCCCAAAAGACUUUGUUUGCAAAGGUCAUUUAGUAUCACAUAGACGCGCUCAUACCACUGAAAGACCUCAUCAUUGUACCGUCUGUAGUAAAACUUUUGUCGAAAAGGGUAAUCUACUCAGACAUAUGAAAAAGCAUAAUGGGGCAGUUCUUCCAACUACAACCAUGCAACAAGUUGUCAUAAAUCAGCCACAAGUUACCUCAUCAGUAAAUUUAAAUAUUGUUCAACCAAAUGUUUCUACUCACCAAAGUCAAGCACCACAAAACUUGCAAUCUAAUAAUAGCGGGGCUGUGAUUCCUACUACUCCAAAUAUGACAGUUUCUAUGGGUGAAAACUCUUUAACAAAUAUCUCAGCUGUUAACCAAAACCAGCAUCUGCAAAUUCAUCACGUUCAAGGUACACAUCCUGUUGUAGUAAAUUAUUAAGUUAUUAAUGCAAGGUAAAUAUAUAUAU
Ctenocephalides felis (cat flea) is the source of this 3430-nucleotide messenger RNA. Its product is annotated as zinc finger protein 271-like. The transcript has 18 exons. The record is from RefSeq and is a predicted model, not a curated record. Gene Ontology annotation, cellular component: nucleus. Bases 253 to 3402 code for a protein of 1049 amino acids. Gene Ontology annotation, molecular function: DNA-binding transcription factor activity, RNA polymerase II-specific; RNA polymerase II cis-regulatory region sequence-specific DNA binding. NCBI's taxonomy places the organism in Eukaryota, Metazoa, Arthropoda, Insecta, Siphonaptera, Pulicidae. Gene Ontology annotation, biological process: regulation of transcription by RNA polymerase II.